Molecule: messenger RNA, 3791 nt
Organism: Salvelinus fontinalis (brook trout)
Lineage: Eukaryota; Metazoa; Chordata; Actinopteri; Salmoniformes; Salmonidae
Gene: ca12
Product: carbonic anhydrase XII
Exons: 7
Cellular component (GO): plasma membrane
Molecular function (GO): zinc ion binding; carbonate dehydratase activity
Source: RefSeq, a predicted model, not a curated record
GGUCCCGACGGUGAGCACCACUGGUCCAAGCAUUACCCAUUCUGUGGCGGAACAUUCCAGUCACCCAUCGACAUCCAGACCCAGCUGCUGAGGUUUGACCCCACACUACGGCCAAUCGAGCUCCAGAACUACAACCUCUCAACCAAUGAGCAGCUGACCCUCGGGAACAAUGGACACUCGAUUCAGCUGUCCCUACCCAGGAGGAUGUAUCUCUCCAGCCUGCCUCAUCGUUACACUGCUGCUCAGCUCCACUUCCACUGGGGCUCAGAACACCUGCCCGUCGGCUCAGAACACACCGUCAACGGCAGACAGUUCGCUGCCGAGAUGCAUAUGGUGCUCUUCAACUCAGACAAGUACCCCAACAUCUCUGUGGCAGCAGACAAGUCAGACGGCCUGGCUGUACUGGGAGUUCUGAUAGAGGUCGGGGAAUUCAACCCAGCGUUCGAUCAGUUCCUCAAGUACAUCAAGGGUAUUAGAUACAGAGAUCAGAGGGUGCAGGUCCCAGCCUUCAACAUCCGCAGUCUGCUGCCUCCACUCCUGGAUGAAUACUACCGCUAUGAUGGCUCGCUGACCACUCCCCCUUGCUAUCCCAGCGUACUUUGGACUGUGUUCAAAAACCCUGUCACCAUCUCACUCAAACAGUUUCUGGCCCUGGCAACGGCCAUCUACUCCUCCGACCAACAGGAGUUGGCCCCGGUGGCCAUGAACAGCAACUACAGGAAACCACAGUACACAGACAACAGAGUUGUGCUCUGCUCUUUCCAGGGGGGCAGAGGACUACAGGGUGCUACUCAGACGGUCACCUCUCCGUUCCUGAGGAGGCAGGUCAUCAACCAGCUGUUAGGUGGAGACCUGGCAGACCUGGCAGACCGGGAUGGGCUCAACCAGCUGUUAGAUGGAGACCUGGCAGACCAGGAUGGGCUCAACCAGAUGUUAGAUGGAGAGCUGGCAGACCUGGCAGACCAGGAUGAGCUCAACCAGCUGUUAGGUGGAGACCUGGCAGACCUGGCAGACCAGGAUGGGCUCAACCAGCUGUUAGAUGGAGACCUGGCAGACCUGGCAGACCAGGAUGAGCUCAACAAGCUCCUGCCCAAGAAGCCCAGAGCACCGGGCAAGAAGUGGAAUGAUCUCAAAAACCACCAGAAAGGCUGGACCCAGAGCCAUAUUGGGUCCAAGCCCCACCAGAACACCUGGUCUCAGACCCAGAACAGCCUCAAGCAGCAGUGGCUGAAGCCCAAUAAGGUGCCAUCCGGCAGGGCAGGAGCUGCCAGACUAGUCCCCGCUCCCUGGAAGAACCAGCAGAACAGGAAGUCAGGUCUGAGCGAGGACAUGCUGUGUUACGUCUCCUUGGAGCAGAACGUGUCUCGCCAGCUGAGCAGAGGGAGAUCCCUUCCCCAUACAGACACCCAGCUGGUCGAGGCUCUCAGAGAAACUCUGUUCCCAGAGCUCAACCUGCGCAGCUACCUGGGCUGUAAGUCUGACCUGGCUCUGCUCACCAUCAGACAGCUCCUCCGGGGGAGAUCAGCCACAGAUGAGGCCCUGAAGCUGGACCAGGCCUUGGGGGGGACAGGGCAGAGGGGCUCCACAGCUCAUCAGCAGACCAUAGUGGGACAGAGAGGGUCAACAAAGAAGGAGCAGACCAACACCCUCUCCAAGCACCAAUCAGGCUUCGCUCCUGCCCCUGCUGCCGUGCCUAGGAAACCCAAUCAGCCAAUCCCAUGGCUCCAGCCUAUGGAGUGGGAGGACUAGAGUCCAGCCAGAUGUUUAACCUUUAGACCCUAAACCUAUAGCUAGUGCAACCACCAUCAGUCUCGCCCUCAGGUCAAUCUACAGUCGCGAGUGAAAAUGUACACAAUCUUUGUGUUGUCUUCACAUUUUUUCUGCCUUAAUAAAGUUCUAUCUAAAACGGGAUUAUAAGGUGAUUUUUUUUUCACCUAUCGAUCUACACAACCUACUCUACGUUUUCAAAGUGAAAUUAAAAAUGAUAGAAAAUGUGCAAAAUGACUAAGAAAUAGAAAAUGAGGAUGUAUUGAUUGUGUAUGUCUGGUGGAAACACAUUUGGCAGAAAUCACAGCUGUGAAUCAUUUUGAAUAUGAUUCUACCAACCUUGCACAGCUGUUUGGGCAGCAUAUAUCCUUAGCCUUUUUUUUCAAUUAUUUUCCAUUAGACAAAAGAUUUAACCCACAUGUUGUCUUAGUUUUUUUUUUGCCACACUAACAAUGUCUUACUGUAUUUAAAUUAUUUUAUAUUAUUUCAACUAACUUAUGUUUUAAUUUACUGAAUUGUUGAAAUAAUAUAAAAUAUUUUUUUUUUGUCAAAACCUUCAGAACAUAUUCCAACCCCUUUAGUUUUUCCCACAUGUUGUUGUUGUUACAGCCUGAAUUUAAAAUGUAUUACGUUGAUAUUUUGUUCUCCUGAUCUACACACAAUACCACAUAAUGUCAAAGUGGAAUUUUAUUUGUAAUUAUAAUUGUUGUAUCUCAACAUUUUUUUGCCUAAAUAAGUUCAGAAGUAAAUAUGUGCUUAACAAAUGGCAUAAUUUACAACAACGACCUGGGGAAUAGUUACAGGGAUAAAUGAGACAGGGAUGAUUAGGUGACCAUGACGAUCAGAUUGGGAAUUUAGCCAGGACACCGGGGUUAACACCCCUACUCCUACAAUAAGCGCCAUGGGAUCUUUAGUGACCACAGAGAGUCAGGACACCCGUUUAACAUCCCCAUCCAAAAUACAGCACCCUACACAGGGCAAUGUCCCAAUCACUUCCCUGGGGAAUUGGGAUAUUUUUUUAGACCUGAGGAAAGGGAGCCUCCUACUGGCCUUCCAAAACCACAUCCAGCAGCAUCUGGUCUCCCAUCCAGGGACUGACCAACCCUGCUUAGCCUGCUUAGCUUCAGAAGUAAGCCAGCAGUGGGAUGCAGGGUGGUAUGCUGCUGGCAAGAGAUGGGGUAGAAGUUGCAUGGACUCACUCUGUGUUCAAUAAUAGUGGUUAACAUGAUUUUUUGAUUGACUACCUCAUCUCUGUACCGCACAUAUACAAUUAUCUGUAAGGUCCCUAAAUCGAGUAGUGCAUUUCAAGCAAAGUAUCAACUACAAAUACCAGGGAGGUUUUUCAAUGCCUCGCAAAUAAGGGCACGAUUGUUCGAUGUGAACGGGGAAAAAAGCAGUGUUUUCUUUGCAGAAAUUCGACCAUGAAGGCCUGAUUCACGCAGUCUCCUCUGAACAGUUGAUGUUGAGAUGUGUCUGUUACUUGAACUCUGUGAAGCAUUUAUUUGGGCUGCAAUCUGAGGUGCAGUUAACUCUAAGGAAUUUAUCCUCUGCAGCAGAGGUAACUCUCUUGAAGAAACUUUCAAAGUUCUUGAAAUGUUCCGUAUUGACUGACCUUCAUGUCUUAAAGUAAUGAUGGACUGUCGUUUCUCUUUGCUUAUUUGAGCUGUUCUUGCCAUAAUAUGGACUUGGUCCUUUACCAAAUAGGGCUAUCUUCUGUAUACCAUCCCUACCUUGUCACACCACAACUGAUUGGCUCGUUGGCUCGAAUGCAUUAAGAAGAAAAUAAAUUCCACAAAUUAACUUUUAACAAGGAACACCUGUUAAUUGAAAUGCAUUCCAGGUGACUACCUCAUGAAGCUGGUUGAGAGAAUGCCAAGAGUGUGCAAAGCUGUCAACAAGGCAAAGGGUGGUGGCUACUUUGAAGAAUCUCAAAUUAUUAUUUGUGUUAUUUCAUAGUUUGGUUGUAUUCACUAUUAUUCUACAAUGUAGAAAAUAGUAAAAAUAAAGAAAAUCCCUUGAAUGAG